UAUGUUAAUUUUAGCCUUUUCGUACAUCUGGACCGCUCGCUGUUGGGAUUUAUGUUAAAUGAGGCGUGCAGCGCAUAUUGAGAUGUUGCCAUGGUUACCAAGGGCCUUCAAACACAACAUGAACAGUGCUCGAAUAGCAAAACAGCUUCAUUGACUGAAGUGAUACUUGAACCUAAAAUCCCCCCCAAAAAGUGAUAUAAGAUUUAUCCACAUCUAACGUCAGAGGUUCAUUUGAACUUGAGAAAAUGUACAAAUUGGAUUUGCCUGUUGACCAGACCGAAAUGAAGGCUGCGGAGAGGCGAAGGUCUGCAGAGACCACACGGAAGGCCCGGAUCUUCAACACCCGGCAUCGUGUGAUGGGCAUCGAUGUUGAUGCUCUCAACCAACAGGUCCAGGAGAAAAAGCAUCAGCAGAACAUGGAGAUGCAACGGGACAAAGCUUUUGAUAAGCUGAGAAAGUAUCACAGUGAUGCUCUGCUGCAGCAAGACAUUUAUGAAGAAGAGAAGCGGGCAGCUUUGCACACUGACCUGACCCGGUAUUGGGCCACUCAUCAGCGUGUGGAGGACUCUCGAGAUGCUGAUCUCAAGUGUGGCCUGAAGGGGGCAUUCAGCAUCACUAUUCCAGAGGGCGAGCUGGGGCCUGCCAGUAUGCAGAUCUUUCAGGGAGAGGGAAUUGGAGAGGAGCAAAAGAGGAGAGAACAAAUGAAGAUGACGGAAAGAGAUCUGCGAACACAGAAGGAAUUAAACGAGAGAAAGCACAUGGGAGACAAGCACAGAGAGAUGCUCGUGAGCAAAGAGCUGGUGCUUCAGGACCUUAGGGGGGUUCAGCUGCAGGCACUCGAGGAGGAUUGUAAGAAAGCUGCCCGCAUCUCGCUUGACAACUACAAUAGAGCUCUGGCUACAGAGCAGGCAGAGACACUGAAGGAGCAGUGCAGGAGGGAGGAACGGGAGAACCUUGCUGAGCUGUUGCACACACUGACGUCCGACAUGAUGACAGAGUGCGCAGAGGCAGCGAGGAGAGAGGUGGGAGGAGGGAGGCCGCCCCGGGUCCUCAUAGACAGGUGGAAGGGGAUGAGUCCCGAACAGCUGAGCGCCAUCCACAGGGAGAGAGAAGAGCAGUGUCUUCGGAGACAGAGACAACGUGAAGCUGAGAAGGCUCAGGACGCAGCCAGGGAACUCCAGCUUCUGAGGCUGACCAGAGAAGCAGAGGAGGAGGAGAGGAGAGCAGCAGAGCUCAGGAGGGAGAGGAAUAUUCAGACAGACCGCUAUAAUGUGCAGCUGGCCAGAGAGCAGCAGGCAUAUCAGGAGUACCUGAACAAGAAGCUCUACACCAACAAACCCACCAAGAGCUACUUUAAUCAAUUCAACACCAGCUCCCGCUGACCACCGCAGACCUUACACAGGCUUAUCCUCCUGUGACAAUGUGCUAAUAAAAUCUAUUGAUUGUUGUACUCACA
Acanthopagrus latus (yellowfin seabream) is the source of this 1456-nucleotide messenger RNA. RefSeq names its product RIB43A domain with coiled-coils 1 (gene ribc1). The transcript is spliced from 8 exons. The record is from RefSeq and is a predicted model, not a curated record. The coding region runs from base 246 to 1382 and encodes 378 amino acids. Lineage: Eukaryota; Metazoa; Chordata; Actinopteri; Spariformes; Sparidae.